Messenger RNA from Strongyloides ratti, 1671 nucleotides. Its product is annotated as P-loop containing nucleoside triphosphate hydrolase domain-containing protein. The record is from RefSeq and is a predicted model, not a curated record. Lineage: Eukaryota; Metazoa; Nematoda; Chromadorea; Rhabditida; Strongyloididae. The transcript has 6 exons. Bases 1 to 1671 code for a protein of 556 amino acids.
AUGACAAAUUUAAUGAAAACAUUAAUUAACUUAAACUUCAGUCAAUGUGAAAGAAGUAUGGACUGUGCAGCUGAUAAUGAUAAUUUUUAUGAUGAAUAUUAUGAUGAUGUUGAUAACUUUAGUAAUCCUUUUGAAGGUAAAGAGAAUUCAUUAUUUAAUAAAAAUGGGAAGGAUUUAUUGUCAUUAAAAAGAACAGAUCCCAUUUUUAUUCCAUUUAAUAGUAAACAUAGAGGAGUUCAAGAAAUACUAAAGGAUGUUCAUGUGCAACCAAAAAGAAUUAAUGAGAUAAUAGAUGUUUUUAACAAUUUAAUGAAAGAAGAAAUGAGUAAAAAACCAAAAGUUGUUCUUCUAACUGGACCACCUGGCUGUGGAAAAACAUUUUUAAUGGAGAAAAUUUUUAAAUUAUUUGAAUUUCGUGUUAAACGGUAUGAUGAAAAACAGACAUUGUUGAAUCCAAAUGACUCGUCACUAGGAAAAAUUAAUUAUUCAGGUUUAUUUAUAAAUUUCUUAUACUCUUGUAAUUAUAUGGCACAUAGAUGUUACACUUCAUAUGGAGCUAAAAAAACUAAUUUAGUUUUUAUUGAUGAAUUACCAAAUUUUAUUUAUGAUGAUCCUAGUAUUUUUUCUAAGAAAAUUGUUGAAAUUAUAAAAUUGAAUUGUAAUCCAAUAUAUGUAUUUCAAUUUUCAAAAGCGAAUACUUCAUCUAACCAUGGUCAUUUUUGGGUAUUUACUCCUGAUGUAAUAAAUGAUCUUGAAGUAAAGCAAAUUCAAAUGCUACCUGUAGCAAAUACUUUAGUUUUUGCAGCUUUAAAAAAAUACGUUGAUCAAAACCAAAUAACAAUGCCAUUUCAUGGAAGAGAAUUAAAAUUAAGAGGACAAAAAGGAUAUAGUAAAUUAUGGGAACGAAUUUUAAUUUUAGCUAAUGGUGAUAUUCGACAAGGAAAAAUUAUAAUUGAUUUUUGUACAACAGAAAAUUAUGAAUCUCCAGAAUAUAAACGAAGGAAAUCUGAUAUUAUUUACAGACAUAAUGCUUUUGGAAAUCAUCAACGAACAUUCCAACCUGGUUUUCUUGCUAUUUUUGAAAAUGGGAUAAAUUUUAAAGUAGAUCAAUUUCAUGCAUUGGGAAAACUUUUUUACGCAAAACGUUUAGAUAAACAUUCUAAUCCUAAAAUAUUAAACGAAUACACUAAAACUGAAAAUAUGUUAAUACGUGGAUUGGAAAAUUUAAAAAGGCCGUCACCGCCUGAAGUUUCUAUUACAGAUAUUGUCACUUAUAAACCAUUUACUACAUCAAGAAUUAUUGAAUAUCUUUUUGAACAUGAACAUUAUUUUGCAAAUGACAUCAAAUCACUAAAUAAAAUUUAUGAUAACGUAUUAACAUUGGACUAUGCGCUAGCAACUGAUAACUUAAGAUAUACGGAGCUAGACGUAUAUAUGUAUGAAAUAACUUGUAGAAGCCUGUUAUACUAUAAUUAUAAAGAAAAAAACAAAUCAAGUACCUCUAAUUCAUUUUAUUCCAUUACCAAACCUCUUACAGGAUAUAAAAGUUUAAAUGAAAUUAAUAAUAAAAUAAAAAAAUUACAUGAACAAGUAAUUAAUGAAACUAAUGACAUUGUAUGUUAUAGGGAUCUUUCUGACUACCUAGAUUUCAAAGAUUUUGUAGCGAAAUAA